AUGGCGACCAAGUUUGAUGCCGAAAACGCUGAAAACCUCGAGGACAUCGAGAAGCAAUUCGCCGUGAAGGCGGUGAAGCAGAUGAUGACCUACUGGGGUCUUUUGGAGACGGUGGGGGGCUCCAACUUGAAGCUCACUCCCCAUGAUGACGACAUUUUCAACACCUUGUUGGAGGACUUCCCCGAAUUCAAGGACAAGGAGAACGUCAAGGUGAUCAAGGAAGAAGAGAUGAAGUCGCCCGAGGGCAAGAAGCGCUGGAGAGACUUCUGCGAGAAGUUCAACGAGAUGGACGACUACAACUUCGGCACCAUGUUGAGAGCGAAGUCGGACGAAGAGUACACCGAAGAGAACACCAUUUUCGCCGUGCGGAUCCAGUUUUACGCCAUCGAAAUCGCCCGUAACCGCUACGGGUUGAAUGACUGGGUGAAGAAGUAA
Molecule: messenger RNA, 435 nt
Organism: Diutina rugosa
Lineage: Eukaryota; Fungi; Ascomycota; Pichiomycetes; Serinales; Debaryomycetaceae
Exons: 1
Coding region: 1-435 (144 amino acids)
Cellular component (GO): cytoplasm
Source: RefSeq, a predicted model, not a curated record